UGAAACACCCCUGGAACAUCCACCCUGAAUUAUUGCUGAGAGAUAUAAGCUUAUAUUGGUAUAUCAGAGUGGGAAAAUGAAUGGUUGAUAUAUCCCUAAUGGCAGAAUUUGAGUAACACAGAAAUAGCAGAGCAGGACUUGGCCUGAAGAGCUACCUGUAUCAGUGACUGUCAGCCAGCGAGAGCUGGACAUGAUUCCUCAGGCCCAGGCUGUUAGAGAAGGCUUUGAAAAUGUCUCCUUUCUCGUAAAUUGAUUUGGACUGGAAAACACUGAGACAAAAGAGGUAGAACUGUCUUCAUGCUUGCUGACAUUUUUAGUUCAAACCCGUGAAACCAAAUCCCCAAGUGCAAGAAGGAUGGUGAUGUGGUACUUAAGCAUGAUUUUUUUUAUUUUUUUUUAAAGUUCUUAAAGCUGCAAAAGUUAUUAACCACCAGGAAUCAUUCCUUUUAUAUAUAUUAAAAGCUGGUUUAUAUGGAAGGCCUUAGAUGUACUCAAAUUUCAAACACCUGGGUUAUUUUCUUUACUUUACUGAUCAAUGCAGGUGUUUCAUAGCAAAAGCACACAGGCAAUCAGACUGUCUGAGGGCAGCAAUGAGUUGCACACAUUUCUCCUAGUAUAAAUAAAUUUUCUCAAGUGUGUGGAGUGAAUGGGCCUUUGGCAUUAAUUGUAAUUAGAUGGCGGUCAGGCUUUGAGGUGUAGAAAAAUACGUGUUUUAACCGAUUCAUAGAAGAGUUGCGCUAUCUUCUUCCGCAAAUCAGCUGCUUCUAAUUUUGCCUGUGAGGGAAGAGGGAAGGAAAGAGGCAAGGCUACCACAGCCCAUGCCAGGCAGGGGGUGAAGCCAGUUCUUCUCCCACAGCUCGCUCCUGCCGUGGGAUGUGGCACAAGGCGCUGCGCCCUGCCAGCACACGCGUGCGCUCCCACUUGCCGCAGCCAGCCCAGCCGGGGAGCGUGCCACCUCUCUGUCUUUACCAAGAUCAGAUGGAGCUAGUCAAUCAGGGGAUACCAUUAUUGACUCCACCAAUUUCCACUAUCAAUAAUUUACUGUAUUUGCUGCACGCGCAGGAGGAGGAGGAGGAGGAGGAGGAGAUGGCCGAACGGAUUUUUGUCAGGGGUUCCACCAAGUGAGAAGAGUGAUGACCAUCCUUUUCUUUACUAUGGUUAUCUCAUACUUCACUUGCAUGAAAGCUGCCCCAAUGAAAGAAGCUAGUCUAAGAGGACAAGGCAGCUUGGCUUACCCAGGUCUUCGGACCCACGGGACCCUUGAGAGCAUAAAUGGGCCCAGUGCUGGUUCAAGAGGACUGACAUCGUUGGCAGAUACUUUUGAACAUGUCAUAGAGGAGCUUCUAGACGAGGACCAGGACAUCCAGCCCAGUGAGGGAAACAAGGAUGCAGACUUGUAUACAUCCCGAGUCAUGCUAAGCAGUCAAGUGCCUUUGGAACCCCCGCUGCUCUUUCUGCUCGAGGAGUACAAAAACUACUUGGAUGCUGCAAACAUGUCCAUGAGGGUCCGGCGCCACUCCGAUCCAGCUCGCCGCGGGGAACUGAGCGUGUGUGACAGCACGAGUGAGUGGGUGACGGCAGCAGAGAAAAAGACUGCAGUGGACAUGUCCGGGGCAACCGUCACAGUCCUGGAAAAAGUUCCAGUACCCAAAGGCCAGCUGAAGCAAUACUUCUAUGAGACCAAAUGCAACCCUAAGGGGUACACAAAGGAGGGCUGCAGGGGCAUAGACAAGAGGCACUGGAACUCUCAGUGCCGAACUACCCAGUCUUACGUGAGAGCUCUCACCAUGGAUAAUAAAAAGAGAGUUGGCUGGCGCUUUAUAAGGAUAGACACUUCUUGUGUAUGUACAUUAACCAUUAAAAGGGGAAGAUAGUGGAUUCGUGUUGUAUAGAUUAUAUUGAGACGAAAUUAUCUAUUUGUAUAUAUACAUAACAGGGUAAAUUAUUCGGUAAAAAAAUAAUUUUAUGGACUGCAUGUAUGACUGAAGUUUAUACAGUACAGUGGUUACACAAUCUAUUUAUUGAACAUAUCCAUGACCUGAAGGGGAACAAUAGUCAUUUGCGCACAAGUUUAAACAAACAAACAAAAAAAAAAAACAAAAAAAAAAAAAAGGAAAAUCAAGCAAACAAAAAAGUCUGCAUUACAUUCCUCCAUAACAUUGUGGUUUGUCGCCGUUGCCAAGAAUUGAAAAUAUAAAAAAAUUUUUAAAAAAAAAAAGAAUAAAAUUGCAUGCUGCUUCAAUUGUGAAUUAAUGAUAAACUGUCCUCUUUCAGAAAAAUAAAUUGAACCAAAACAUUCUGUUUACAUUUUAGACAGUAAGUAUCUUUAGUCUGUUAGUAUAUAUGUUUACUGCUUCUAACUUCUGAUAGCGUUGAAAUUAAAACAAUGUCAAGGUGCUGUUGUCAUA
Cyanistes caeruleus (blue tit) is the source of this 2408-nucleotide messenger RNA. RefSeq names its product brain derived neurotrophic factor (gene BDNF). Gene Ontology annotation, biological process: cell surface receptor protein tyrosine kinase signaling pathway; positive regulation of peptidyl-serine phosphorylation; modulation of chemical synaptic transmission. Gene Ontology annotation, molecular function: growth factor activity; nerve growth factor receptor binding. The record is from RefSeq and is a predicted model, not a curated record. Gene Ontology annotation, cellular component: synaptic vesicle; dendrite; axon. Lineage: Eukaryota; Metazoa; Chordata; Aves; Passeriformes; Paridae.